This is a messenger RNA of Vicia faba (fava bean), 507 nucleotides long. NCBI's taxonomy places the organism in Eukaryota, Viridiplantae, Streptophyta, Magnoliopsida, Fabales, Fabaceae. The record is from the annotation of a GenBank genome assembly.
AUGGGAAGAGAUGCUGAGGCAUCACUGCUUGGCCCAGGUGCAGGGGCGGCAGUAGGAACCUCGACAGCAGCCAUUGCUGCACUCAUUGAGGCAGCAACAAAGAGAACAGCACAAGUCACCUUCUUCAUGUUCAUGUUGAAUUUAUUUGUCUGGUUUUUAAGAAGUGCUUUCAAAGGUAUCUCGGGGAGAUACUUCUUGGAAAAACUAGAUGCGGUAGCAUCUCUGAUCCACCUGAAGGAAGCAUAUCAUGAUAUGGAAGGGAAACUGAUCGUUGUCAACGCUGACCCUGAAGAAGCAAAGCGAAUAAAAGAAAUCAUCCUUAAGGACAUUUUUGUGUCAUCGGUAGAAGCAAAAGAAAGUCCCAGGAAUGUCAAUAUAUUUGAACUAGACGCACUCGAAGACAAAGUUAAGCCCUUAUGUGACAAUGAGUUCGAGGCUAUCCAACUCAAUGAUAAUCCCUUUAGGUCAAUAAAGAUAAUAUCCAAGUUUCCCUUUGAAGUACACUAA